Messenger RNA from Cimex lectularius (bed bug), 1470 nucleotides. Its product is annotated as palmitoyltransferase ZDHHC3. The coding region runs from base 509 to 1366 and encodes 285 amino acids. Gene Ontology annotation, molecular function: protein-cysteine S-palmitoyltransferase activity. Gene Ontology annotation, biological process: protein targeting to membrane; peptidyl-L-cysteine S-palmitoylation. The record is from RefSeq and is a predicted model, not a curated record. Gene Ontology annotation, cellular component: endoplasmic reticulum; Golgi apparatus. The transcript has 6 exons. NCBI's taxonomy places the organism in Eukaryota, Metazoa, Arthropoda, Insecta, Hemiptera, Cimicidae.
AAAAAAAAAUUAAAAAUGAAUUAGAAAAAGGCGCCGUUAUCUGUUGGAGCUUAUAGGUCGAAAGUUGUCAAAAACAUAGAAUUAAGAGUUAACCCAGGUGACGUUUUUUGCUUUUAGGCAUCGACUUAAUUUUACCCGUACUUUGUAAUUUCGUGUGUCAAAAAACGACUAAAACACAUAUUUUUGAUUUCCACGGCACUUUUCGGUCCCGCCCUUCAAUAAUGAAACAUUUCGAUUUGGAAUCCGUUGAUGUCGUCGUUGACUCCGAUGCUUCUGGAUCUGGAGAGGUUUCCCCCAUGUCCUUCUAGUUUGAUUAUACUCCAGACCCGCACGUCAGUUUCUACUGUUUUGGUUGUCCAACUUUCGAAACCGGGGGCCCAAAACGGAUUUAAAUGCAUCCCUGGACAGGUGCAUUUAAGCUAUGCAGGAAGGAGUUUCUGACGGGAUUUAGGUGACGGGGUUUUGCCAAAGACCUUUAAUCCUAUCCAGGUACGUGAUUAAGGAGGAAAUGGAUUAUGAAUUCGGCCAGUAUAGACGGGAAGCGGACCCAAAUCGCUGCUGUUCGGGCUUGUUUUGGUGCAUCAAGGACAUAUGUGGAAUCGUAUGUGCAGUGAUGACAUGGCUACUCAUACUUUAUGCUGACUUCGUUGUGAUGACUGUCAUCAUCCUCCCGCACCCAUACACAUUUUACUCGAUAUUCAAUGGUGUAAUAUUUCUAUUUUUUGGAAUACUUGCAAUCACCUCUCACCUCAAGACAAUGCUAACUGAUCCGGGCUCUGUGCCAAAGGGCAAUGCGACAAAAGAAAUGAUACAGCAAAUGGGAUGGAGGGAAGGUCAGGUCAUCUUCAAGUGUCAGAAGUGUUGCAGUAUCAAACCGGAAAGGGCGCACCACUGCUCUGUCUGCCAAAGGUGUAUAAGAAAAAUGGACCAUCAUUGCCCAUGGGUUAACAAUUGUGUUGGAGAAGAUAAUCAGAAAUUUUUUGUUCUUUUCACGUUGUAUAUAGCUUGUAUGUCAGUUCAUUCACUGAUCAUGGCUGCGCAUCAGUUCUUUUUUUGUAUUGAUUACGAAUGGAGAGACUGUUCUUCUUAUAGCCCCCCAACAACUGUCAUACUUCUCGUUUUCCUCAUAUUUGAGGCACUCCUCUUUGCUAUCUUCACAGCUGCAAUGCUUUUCAGCCAACUCCAGGCUAUUUGGAAUGACAAAACUGGUAUUGAGCAGUUGAAGAAAGAGGAAGCACGUUGGGUGAAGAAGUCUAGAUGGAAAAGCAUCCAAGCAGUCUUUGGCCGCUUCUCACUGGCAAUGUUCUCACCGUUCAUCCACCCUCCUCCAAGAAAGAAAUACGACUCUUAUCUCUAUUCCAUCUGAAACAUUCCUUCUGGUAACGCUUUGUGUCCCCGAUGUCCCUCCUUUUUUUUCCACUCACUUUUUUUCUAGUCUUUCCUAAGACCCCCCCCCCACAACAAAAAAUU